Molecule: messenger RNA, 1023 nt
Organism: Brassica oleracea var. oleracea
Lineage: Eukaryota; Viridiplantae; Streptophyta; Magnoliopsida; Brassicales; Brassicaceae
Product: palmitoyl-protein thioesterase 1-like
Exons: 7
Coding region: 12-959 (315 amino acids)
Cellular component (GO): intracellular membrane-bounded organelle
Molecular function (GO): palmitoyl hydrolase activity; thiolester hydrolase activity
Source: RefSeq, a predicted model, not a curated record
UCGCAACUUUCAUGUUUUCUAUGGGGAAGAAGCGGUCUGGACUUGCGGUGGCGCUUGUAUUCUUAGUCUUGGUUCAAGUCUCUGUUUCAGUUCCGUUUAUAGUGCUUCAUGGAAUUGCAGCUUCUUGUUCUCAGGGUAAAGAAGCAAACUUCACGCAGCUUCUCACUAACCUCUCUGGCUCUCCUGGAUAUUGCAUAGAAGUUGGAAAUGGAAAACGUGAUUCAUGGUUCAUGCCACUUAUGAAACAAACGGAAAUAGUGUGUGAGAAGGUGAAACAAAUGAAAGAGUUGCGUAAAGGAUACAACAUUGUUGGAAGAUCUCAGGGGAAUCUAGUGGCUAGAGGCUUGAUAGAGUUCUGCCAUGGUGGACCUCCUGUUUUCAACUAUAUAUCUUUAGCAGGUCCUCAUGCUGGAAUCUCCUCUGUUCCUUUGUGUGGUAAUGGAUCAUUGUGUGAAAUAGCAGAUAAGCUGAUCAAGUCAGAAAUCUAUAGCGACUUCAUUCAAAAUCAUCUUGCUCCUAGUAAUUAUCUCAAAAUCCCUACUGAAAUAAACAAGUAUCUAGAAAAGUCUAAGUAUCUACCUAAGCUUAACAAUGAGAUACCAAACCAAAGAAACUCCACUUACAAAGAGCGUUUCACCAGUUUACACAACUUGGUUCUUGUCAAGUUUCAAGACGAUAAGGUUAUUGUUCCACAAGAUUCAUCUUGGUUCGGGUUUUAUCGGGAUGGUGCAUUCAAACCACUUCUCUCUGCCCAACAGACAAAGCUAUAUACAGAAGACUGGAUUGGUUUGAAAACAUUGGAUGAUGCUGGAAAAGUGAAGUUUGUUAGUGUAAAGGGUGCACACAUCAUAAUGGCUGAUCUCGAUGUUGUCAAAUACGUCGUGCCUUAUCUCCAAAAUCAUCCGUCUUUUCAACAAAAAAGAUUCAACCGCAAAACGAAGGAGACGUUGCGUCCUUAAAAGCUUAGUGACGAUUGUGUAGAACAAGAAUUCUUAUUCAAUGGAGUAUAAUAUAGAUACGUGC